AUGCAGCUGACCAACCUCCUCUGCCUUGCUGGCGUUCUGACCUCCGCGUCAGCCAUCACUGUCUCCUACGACCCCGGCUACGGCGAUGCCAGCCGCGCCAUGACAGCCGUUUCAUGCUCCGACGGCAAGAACGGUCUCAUCACCAAGUACGGCUGGAAGACCCAGGGCAACAUCCCCAAGUUCCCCUACGUCGGCGGCGCGCAGGCUAUCGCUGGCUGGAACUCUGCCAGCUGCGGUACCUGCUGGAAGCUCACCUACAAGGGAAAGAGCAUCAACAUCCUGGCCAUCGACCAUACUGCUGCCGGUUUCAACAUUUCGCCCGCUGCGAUGAACGCUCUAACCAACAAUCAGGCUGUCAAGCUCGGCCGGGUUGAUGCUACCGCUACCCAGGUGCCUGUCAAGAACUGUGGUCUCAAAUAA
Molecule: messenger RNA, 420 nt
Organism: Fusarium sp. VM40
Lineage: Eukaryota; Fungi; Ascomycota; Sordariomycetes; Hypocreales; Nectriaceae
Source: the annotation of a GenBank genome assembly